UACACUACACAGACAGCACUUAGGAGAGUCCAGCCAAACAUUUUAUCGACAAGGCCAGUCAGUCAAGGUGGGGGGUGCGAGUCUAUGCCACCUCUCACGUCCCUCUCCUGCGUUCGUUUGUGUGUGCUCUGCAUUCCUAUCGUCAUUUAAGAAGCCCUGUCUGCUAUCUGCUGCUGCUGCAAGACGAUCCUCACAUUGCCGCUGCCGCUGCCACUGCCGCCGCCCUCGCCGUUGCUAUCACCAUCACCGAGUCACUGCACAAGACCGGAAGAAGCUGCUUGCUACCCACAGCACGCUGCAUCUCUUGCUGGUCCCCGCCGUGAGCUCGGUGUCCUCUUGGUCAUAGCAUCUCCAUACGAACAAUCAACAUGGAGUCUCAGGUCGAGAAAGCUAUCGAGAUUGCAUGGGACACUACCUCUGACCAUACCCUCAAGAGCCAGGCGAUCGAAUAUGUCCAGCAGCUACAUCAUGAUCCUCAAGGAUGGCGGGUAUGUGCUUCCCUCUUUGCCAGACCACAACGGCCCUCCGAAGUCGUCCGCCUAGUCGCCCUGGAGAUAGUCAACAACGCCAUCCACAACCAAUCCCUUGACUUUCAGAGCCUAAUCAGCCUCCGUGAUGCCCUCCUCGAAUACAUACGAGCCAACUAUGCCUCGGGCCAGCAAUCCCAGCCCGAUCCGAGUAGUCUUCAAAACAAGCUCACCCAGAUCCUCACCUCCCUUUUUGUUAGUCUGUACAAAGAAGGAUGGCAUGGUUUCGUCGAUGAAUUCUUAGCUCUCACGGUUACUCCCGGUAGCUCACAGCGUGACAAUAUUGCCGGCGUCGUCCUGUACCUACGUAUCCUUGGUUCUAUCCACGACGAGAUUGCAGAUGUCCUAGUUGCGCGGCAGGACAACCAGGUCCGAGUGCAUACCGAACUAAAGGAUCUUCUAAGAGAUAGAGACGUUGGGAAGAUAGCACAGUCCUGGCAGGAUCUGCUAGGCUUGUACCGUGAUCAAAAUGACAGCAUUGUGGAGAUGACCUUGAAAGUAAUUGGGAAAUGGGUUAGCUGGAUCGAUAUCUCCCUAGUCAUCAAUGAUGCAAUGCUUGGUCAUAUCUUUCCACUAAUAGGAAGGACGAACACUUCGGGCCAUGGUGACAAAGUUCGCGAUGCGGCUGUCGAUGCCUUCAACGAAAUAGUUGGGAAAAAGAUGCGCCCAGCCGACAAAACCCAGAUGAUCUCGUUCCUUAAUCUGAACGAAGUCAUCUCCCAGCUUAUUGCAAGUCCUCCGCUAAAUGAACGAAAGGGUACAUCUCUCUACGACACAGACCUGGCCGAAGCUGUCGCAAAGCUUGUCAACACCAUUGUAGCCGACCUUGUGAGGGUAUUGGAGGACCGCUCCACUGAUGAUAGUACUAGAAUCAAAGCAACAGAAUUGCUCCACGACUUUGUCGCUCCCCUGCUACGCUUCUUCUCUGAUGAAUAUGAUGAAGUAUGCUCCACUGUCAUUCCAUCUUUGACCGACGUUUUGCAGUAUUUCCGCAAAUUGUCGGAACUUCCGUCCUCCUUUUCCGAGAUGCUUACACCUAUCCUCAAUGCCAUCAUUAUGAAGAUGCGUUUUGACGAAACAUCGUCGUGGGGCCAAGAAGACGAAGAAACAGACGAAGCUGAAUUUCACGAGUUGCGUAAGAAACUGCAAAUGCUGCAGAAAAGUGUCGCCGCAGUGAACCAAACUCUUUACAUCGAAGUCUUGUCUAAUCUUGUCGCCACUAUCUUUCAAUCCCUGGACGAGCAAGGUUCUGGACUGGAUUGGAGGGAUCUCGACUUGGCUCUUCAUGAGAUGUACCUUUUUGGCGAGCUUGCCAUGCCAAAUCAAGGAUUGAGCACCAAAAAUCAACCCUCACCUGAAGCUUCCGAGAGACUAGCAGCUAUGAUGACUAAGAUGGUGCAAUCAGGCGUUGCCAAUUUUCCUCAUCCCGCUAUUCUAUUACAAUAUAUGGAAAUAUGUCACCGGUACUGUGCCUAUUUCGAGACACAGCCCUCACUGAUUGGCCAAGUAUUAGAGAGUUUCGUGACUUUAGUCCACCAUGAGCAUGUUCGGAUUCGCACUCGUUCCUGGUAUCUCUUCUCUCGUUUUGUGAAGCAUCUGAGGGCUCAGGUCGGUAAUGUUGCCGAAACAAUAAUCCAAUCCAUUAGCGAUCUGCUUCCGAUCAAGGCUGAAAUUCCUGGCGAUGAUGCGGACGACGACAUGUCUUCAGACGAGACAGACAACUCAGCAGAUGCUGUGUUCAAUGCCCAGCUAAAUUUAUUUGAGGCAAUUGGGUGUAUAUCAUCGACAGCUACCACUCCGACAGACAAGCAAGCUCUGUAUGCUCGCUCUGUGAUGGAUCCCCUAUUUGCGGAUAUGGAACGACAUCUUCCCCGUGCAAAAUCAGGAGACACGCAAGCUAUACUUCAAAUUCAUCAUAUUAUUAUGGCUUUGGGUACGCUAGCACACGGCUUUUCCGACUGGACUCCUGGUGCGAAUACCUCUAGCCAACGGCCUCCACCUCCUAAAGCUGUUUCAGACGAGUUUGCCAGGGCUGCUGAGGCCAUAUUGAUUGCCCUCAACGGGCUCAACACAUCUUCUGAUAUUCGUGCUGCCUGCCGAUCAGCGUUCUCACGGCUACUAGGAGUACUAGGGUCCGCCGUGCUCCCACAGCUCCCUCAGUGGAUUGAAGGAUUGUUAUCCCAGAGCUCGUCCAAGGACGAAAUGGCCAUGUUCCUUCGUCUUUUGGACCAAGUUGUGUUUGGAUUCAAGUCCGAAAUUUUCGAUGUACUCAAUAUUCUGUUGACACCACUAUUGCAGAGGGUGUUUGGAGGGCUAAGAGAACCUAUUAGCGGUACAGACGAUGAGAUACAACUGGCCGAGCUAAGGCGCGAGUAUCUUACAUUCCUCGGCAUUAUUCUGAACAACGACUUAGGUGGUGUUCUUGUCUCCGAAGCGAACCAAGGGUUUUUCGAGGAGAUGAUGGGAUCCAUUUUGUCCCUAGCCACUGAAAUUGAACCUGCUUCCGGAAACCUCCCUGCGAGCAAGAUUGCUUUUGGUCUCCUAACCAAGAUGGCUAUGGUCUGGGGAGGGCCAGAUGUUGCAAGCAUCUCAGAAAAUCCAACUACACUUGGAUCACCAUCUCCAGUCAUUCCCGGCUUCGAUCAGUUAAUUCUAAUUGAUAGAUUCCACUCUGCCUGCUGGCAAGUCUUACUCAACGAACAAUUUCGACCAUCAGCAGAUGCUCAAACCAAGCAAGUAUUGAAUGAAAUUGCUGGCCUGGAACAAGCUAUAUACCUGAAAACAGGCGAGAGUUUCAUACAGCAUCUGCAGUCAACACUUUUUCCACAAUUCCGGAUUAACGGAGACGAGUUUCUACGAUCCAUGACCACCUCUACUGAUAGAAAAUUGUUUGCAAGAUAUCUCCAGGGACUUAAAGACAGCAAGCUCAAGUCAUAAAGGGGUUGGGGAAAUUCAAAAUAAAAUGAUAAAAUUACUGUUUAGCAGAGGAUAUGCUGAACAACCACGCCGCCGUUCUCGCCACCAUUGCAUAUACCAUAGGAGUUGAGGGGCGAAUUAUACCAACAGCAUCAAAUUCUGGUGUGUGUUCCUUGUACUUGGGCUUCAUAGACGAGAUUAUGAGAAGUGAUAUGACCUCUGAGGUUUACACAUAAUGAUUUUGUUUCGUGAUAUGUCCUGUGCGUUAGCCUGUUAUGCGGCGGUAAUGAUGAAAGUAUGAUCGUCCAAUGUACUCUACAUAGCUGUUCUGUGCCAUUAUGCCGUUACAUUAUUCGUGCGUAGUACUAUGCUUGUGCUGGCUGACA
This is a messenger RNA of Xylaria bambusicola, 3829 nucleotides long. RefSeq names its product armadillo-type protein. Bases 369 to 3464 code for a protein of 1031 amino acids. Gene Ontology annotation, molecular function: small GTPase binding; tRNA binding. Lineage: Eukaryota; Fungi; Ascomycota; Sordariomycetes; Xylariales; Xylariaceae. Gene Ontology annotation, cellular component: nuclear matrix; nuclear pore; cytoplasm. The record is from RefSeq and is a predicted model, not a curated record. Gene Ontology annotation, biological process: tRNA re-export from nucleus. The transcript has 3 exons.